UGUCUUCCCUCUGCGUCGCCUAACACUCGCCUACCCUCGUCAUGGAUAUUGGAGGACUGACCACCGUGGUUGCGAAUUCUGCCUACAUCAAUGCCCGCGGAAGCAUCGACGGCUCGAAUCCCGCGGCGGCUCGGGACAAGAAGUACCAUUCUCGCCUCAAACUGCCCCACAUCACAGUGUGCGAGGGCCUGAGGGACACCUUAGACCUGGCCUUCGACACCGUGUGUGUGGAGCAGCCCAUUGGAAAACGCCUCUUUCGGGAAUUCCUGGAUGCCAAUAAAGAGUACCAUGGGGCGUGCCGCUUGUGGAAGGACAUGGAGGACUACGACCUGGCAGAGGACUCGGACCGGGCCAAGAAGGCUUCCAAGAUCGUUCAGCGGUACAUGGACCCCUCUGCCAAACACUACUGCCCGUUCCUGUCCGAGGACAUCAUGGCGAAGGUGAAGGAGGGUCUGGAGGCCGUCGGGGACGAUUUGUUCACGGCAGCCAUGACCACGACAUUGGACUAUCUGCGAGAAGCGCCCUUCACCUUCUUCCUGGAGAGCAUGUACCUGAAGAGGUUCCUGCAGUGGAAGUGGCUGGAAAUGCAGCCCAUGGACGACGACUGGUUCUUGGACUUCCGUGUGCUGGGCAAAGGCGGCUUUGGAGAGGUGUCUGCCUGCCAGAUGAAAGCCACGGGAAAACUGUACGCCUGUAAGAAGCUCAACAAGAAGAGGCUGAAGAAGAGGAAAGGCUAUGAGGGGGCGAUUGUGGAGAAACGCAUUCUUGCGAGGGUUAACAGUCGCUUCAUUGUGUCGCUGGCGUACGCCUUCCAGACAAAGGAGGAGCUCUGUCUGGUGAUGACCAUCAUGAACGGAGGAGACCUCAAGUACCACAUUUACCUGGUGGAUGAGACUAACCCUGGCUUCGAGGAGCCCAGAGCCUGCUUCUACAUCGCUCAGAUCAUCCAGGGUCUGGAGCAUCUCCACCAGAAGAGGAUCAUCUACAGAGAUCUCAAACCGGAGAACGUGCUGCUCGAUAAUGACGGAAAUGUGAGGAUAUCUGACCUGGGUCUUGCUGUAGAGCUAAAAGAGGGUAAAACGAUGACCAAGGGAUACGCCGGGACGCCAGGCUACAUGGCUCCCGAGAUGCUGAAAGGAGAAAAGUACGACACCUCGGUGGACUACUUCACCCUGGGUGUGACUUUGUACGAGUUCAUGGCUGCUAAGAAUCCCUUCAGGAACCGAGGAGAGAAGGUGGAACGUGAGGAGAUGAAGGAGCGCAUGCUGACUCGAGUGGUGACCUACGACGAGAAGUUCAGCGAGCACGCCAAGUCGCUGUGUGACGGGCUGCUGGCCAAGGAGGUGGAUCAGAGGAUGGGCUUUAAGAACGGCUGCUGCGACGACCUGCGGGCGCAUCCAUUCUUCAGUGGGAUUAACUGGAGGAAGCUGAAUGCAGGAAUCCUCCCUCCUCCGUUCGUCCCCGACCCUAAAGUGGUGUACGCCAAGAGUCUGGACGACGUCGGGGCCUUCUCCUCGGUGAAGGGAGUGACCUUAGAGGACCCGGAUAAGACGUUUUUUGACGAGUUUGCCUCGGGCAACAUCUCCAUCCCCUGGCAAGAGGAGAUGAUCGACAUGGGCAUUUACGGAGAGCUGAACGUCUGGGGCCCCGAAGGCACCAUCCCCAACGACCUCCGCAGGGAGUCCAUAUUAGAGCAGCCGAAGUCGUCAACAUGCUGCACGUCGUAGACUCUCUGAAAACU
This is a messenger RNA of Salarias fasciatus (jewelled blenny), 1741 nucleotides long. Its product is annotated as rhodopsin kinase-like. Gene Ontology annotation, molecular function: ATP binding; rhodopsin kinase activity. Lineage: Eukaryota; Metazoa; Chordata; Actinopteri; Blenniiformes; Blenniidae. Gene Ontology annotation, cellular component: cytoplasm. The transcript has 7 exons. The record is from RefSeq and is a predicted model, not a curated record. The coding region runs from base 42 to 1727 and encodes 561 amino acids. Gene Ontology annotation, biological process: protein phosphorylation; signal transduction; regulation of signal transduction.